AUGAGAACGACGGUCAGCGCGCAACCGCUGCAACCCCUGCCCGUUUCCUCCGCUCCCCAUCCCUUCUCCUUCCGAAGGCGCAUCUCUAUCGUGGGCUUCUUACCCACCCAGUGGCGUCUCCUUUCUCCUCACCUCCUCCCCUUCCUCCCCGCCCUCCGCCCCUCUGCGAUCCGGCAGGUGUUUGCGUGGAGCCAGCAGCAGGCGUGGUUCCGGCCCAACAUGCGGCUGUACAACGCACUCAUGGGCUUCCUGGCCAGGGAGCAGCAGGCGCACGCCGCCACGCUGCUCUUCCAGGACAUGCUGCUGUCGCGCGCGCGCCCCAAUCACUUCACGUACACCGCACUCAUCAACGCGUACGGCCGCGCCGGGUGGUUCGAGGACGCCCUCGCUGUGUUCCACCACAUGAAGACGUGCGAUGAUGAUGACUGCCGGCCCAACACAGUGACGUGUAACGCGCUGAUUGGUGCGCUGUGCAAGGGGGGCAUGUAUGACGAGGCGGUGGAGGUGUUCAUGGACAUGCGUGCGGGGGCGGGCGGGGCGGGCGGCCUGCCACUCAACUGCAGGCCCAACAUAGUGACGUACAACACGCUCAUCGACACCUUGUGCCGGGAAGGCCAGCUCGAUGCCGCUCUGCAGGUGGGUAUGCCGCUCUGCAGGUGGGUAUGCCGCUCUGCAGGUGGGUAUGCCGCUCUGCAGGUGGGUAUGCCGCACGACCACGGUUUGCUGGUGUGGAUACGGUUUGCUGGUGUGGAUACGGUGCUGGAGGAGGACCUCUCAUCGGGCGUGCUGGACUCCCAGGUGGCGCCCAACAUAGUCACAUUCAACACCAUCAUCAACAUAGUGCUGGAGGACCUAUCAUCAGGCGUGCUGGACUCCCAGGUGCUGGAGGACCUCUCAUCAGGCGUGCUGGACUCCCAGGUGGCCCCCAACAUAGUCACAUUCAACACCAUCAUCAACGCCUGUGGCAAGGCUUUUGAGACGUCUCAAAAGUCCAUACCCCACCCCACUCGCCCCGCAGGUGCUGGAGGACCUCUCAUCAGGCGUGCUGGACUCCCAGGCGUGCUGGACUCCCAGGUGGCCCCCAACAUCAUAACAUUCAACACCAUCAUCAACGCCUGUGGCAAGGCUUUUGAGACGUCUCAAAAGUCCAUACCCCACCCCACUCGCCCCGCAGGUGCUGGAGGACCUAUCAUCAGGCGUGCUGGACUCCCAGGCGUGCUGGACUCCCAGGUGCUGGAGGACCUCUCAUCAGGCGUGCUGGACUCCCAGGUGGCCCCCAACAUAGUCACAUUCAACACCAUCAUCAACGCCUGUGGCAAGGCGGGCCGUGCCCCCGACGCCGAGGCCACGCUGCACGCCAUGGAGCGCACCGGCAUGCCACCGGACGGCAUCACGUUCACCGCGCUCGUCGACGCGUACGGCCGCACGGGCGACGUGGAGCGAGCCGAGGAGGCGUUUCAGCGCAUGCUGCAGGCGGGCAUCUCCCCGGACGUGUUCUCCUACACAGCCCUCAUGGCUGCGUUUGGCCGCGCUGGCCUGUCCGACCGGGUCACGGAGACGCUGGCUGCCAUGCAGCGUGCAGGCGUGCCGCCCAACGAGGUGACGUUUCUGACCGUGCUGGACGCCCACGGCAAAGCGGGUAACUACGAGGAGGCUGAGGCCACGCUCGCCGUCAUGGUUACGUGCGGUUACCGCCCGUCGGUGUACAGUUGGAGCUGCUUGAUUGACGCGUUUGGGAAGGCUGGGCUGUAUGCCAAGGCAGCAGGGGCGUUUGAACGCAUGCAGGCCGAGGGGUGCCGCCCGAAUCUGAUCACGUAUGCAGCCAUUUUGUCUGCUUGUGCGCGGUGCGAUAAGUGGGAAGACGCGCUGGAGCUGCUGUACUGCCUGCAGAGGACUGGCGGCGAAUGGGAAGUUGCCAUGUGUCGCCUCGUGAUGGCAGGUCCAGAGGAGGAAGGAGUCGAGUGUGCGAGCGAGGAGGAGAUGCUGGAGGGACUGGUGAGAGGAGGGGCGCGGGGAGGGGCGGGCAGGAGGGGCGAGAGGGCGGACGAGGGGCUGUGGGAGUCGGCAGGGCGGAUGUUUGGUGCGUUUCAGGCGGUGCCGCUGCCCAUGCGCCGCUCCUUCUACAACGCUCUGGCCGACGUGCUCUGGAGCUUUGGCAUGCGGCGCCGCGCUGCGCGCGUGGUGGCUCUGGGCCGCGGCCUGGGCGUGUACGGCGGCGCAGAUGACCUGCACAAGGAGGCGCGCGGUGCACGCAGGGUGGGCGCGGGGCGCAGGGAGAGCAGCAGCAGUGGCAGUGAGAGUGAGAGUGGGAGUGGGAGUGGUAGUGGGAGUGGCAAGCAGAGGGGUGGGGGGGGCGGCAGCGGCAGGGGCGGGGGCAUGUGGAGGGAGGAGGGCGUUUGGAGUGUGGACCUACACGAGCACUCCAUCGGCUCCGCCUGCGCCUUCCUCUACCUCUGGCUCCGCGACCUGCGCACCGCCUGGCAGUGGCACAAUGAGAUCCCGGAGGCCAUCGAUAUAGUCACGGGGUGGGGGCGCCACAGCAAGCGCAAGGACGCCACGUCAGACAAGCCAGCACAGGUGGCGCCCCUCAAGGCAGCCAUCCUGAGGGAGCUGCACCUCAUGCGCUCGCCCUUCCAGGAGCUUUCUGUCAAUGCCGGUCGUCUAGUGGCGGGCGGGUGGGCGGCGUACUCGUGGCUGUUGCAGGAGGAGAUGGGGGAGCAGCUGCAGCUCAGGGACGCGCCCCAGCCCGUACCUCCUGGGGACAAGCCGUACCAACCACUGUAA
Closterium sp. NIES-65 is the source of this 2784-nucleotide messenger RNA. NCBI's taxonomy places the organism in Eukaryota, Viridiplantae, Streptophyta, Zygnematophyceae, Desmidiales, Closteriaceae. The record is from the annotation of a GenBank genome assembly.